Messenger RNA from Durotheca rogersii, 480 nucleotides. RefSeq lists its product as uncharacterized. The transcript is spliced from 3 exons. The record is from RefSeq and is a predicted model, not a curated record. Lineage: Eukaryota; Fungi; Ascomycota; Sordariomycetes; Xylariales; Xylariaceae. Bases 1 to 480 code for a protein of 159 amino acids.
AUGGAGUCUCGAUGGCGGCGGAUGUUUAGCCGCAGCCCACCACUGACCUCCCCCCAUCGCUUCCCCUCCCCGGCCAACACGCCGCAGCCCGCUGUCGCUGCCCAGCCCUCCUCAGCAGACCUCCAGGCGCGGUUCCGGAACCAGGCGUACGAUGAGCCCAAGGCGGACGAACCCAAGAUAGUCACAGCAUACGAGAAGUUUCUAUCGACCGCAAACGAGAUCGAGCCGGAGCAGAGAUGGCACCUGAUGGAGCGCCUCGUCCGGACAGUCAGCAUCGUGAGGGGACUAGUGGGCAAGGCGGUCCAGACCUCCCCGGAAGCUGCCAUUGCCUGGGUCGGCGUCAGCUCCGCCCUGGAGGGCCUUUCCUACGUCGUGUCGAGGAUGGACUGGCACUGGAACCUGGUGGACCUCUUCCUCGACGAGCGUGCCGGACCGGCCUUCAACGGAUUACGAGGCCAGCUCGGGACGCGCAUCGUUUAG